CACACUCCUAUUUACACAGUUCCUCCCCCUCGCUUCCUCUCUGCUACUCUGUUUUCUGGUGUUUAGUAUUGUUGCAAAAUCAGAGAAGGCCACAGGAUCCAGAUUUUCAGGGAGCUGAGCUACAAUGGAAGCCCAGUGCGGUGCUGUGGGGUUCAUCCCAGAAAAUCCAAGGAGCAGCCAUGAGCUUGGAAACCAAGACCAAGGAAUUCCGCAACUGAGAAUUGUCUUACUUGGAAAAACUGGAGCAGGAAAGAGUUCAACAGGGAACAGCAUCCUUGGGAAAAAAGUGUUUCAUUCUGGCAUUUGUGCAAAAUCCAUUACCAAGGUCUGUGAGAAAAGGGUGAGCACCUGGGAUGGGAAAGAGCUCGUUGUUGUGGAUACACCCGGUAUUUUUGACACUGAGGUACCAGAUGCUGACACACAAAAGGAGAUCACUCGCUAUGUUGCCCUGACCUCUCCAGGGCCUCAUGCUCUGCUCCUGGUGGUCCCACUGGGGCGUUAUACUGUGGAAGAACACAAGGCCACACAGAAAAUUCUGAGCAUGUUUGGAAAAAAGGCUAGAAGAUUCAUGAUUCUCUUACUCACCAGAAAGGAUGACUUGGAAGACAUGGAUAUCCAUGAGUAUUUAGAGACAGCUCCUGAAGUCCUUCGAGAGGUAAUUGAUGAGUUCGAAAAUCGCUACUGUUUGUUCAACAACAGAGCAUCAGAAGCUGAACAAGAAGAGCAGAAGACGCGGCUGUUGGCCUUGGUCCAGAGCAUAGUGAGCGAGAAUGAUGGAAGAUGCUUUACCAACAAAAUGUAUGAAAGGGCUGAGAGUGUGAUCCAGGAAGAGACCUGGAGGAUGCAAGAGCUUUACAGAAAGAAACUAGAAAAAGAGAGGUCACGGAUAAGACAGGAGUAUGAAGAAGAGAUUAGAGAUCUGAAAGAUAAACUGGAGAGGGAAAGGAGAAAAGCACGCAUGGAGAGGGAAUUCAAGGAGAAGGAGGCUGACUUUACAAAGAAACAACAAAAUGCUAGGAGUGAAGUUGAGAACACAGGUAUGAUACUUGAAUUAAUCCUAAAAGCAUGGGAGAUUGCUUCCUUCUUCAUCAACCAGUUUAUGAACGACUAGACUUAGUCUGUAAGACUAGACCUUAUUUCUAUUUCCUGCAUUUCCCUUGAUAACCCUGCCUUACAGAGCUCACUCCUCAAUGCCCAAAUGCUUUAGUUUCUGUCCUCCCGGUUGAAGGAAUGAAGUAAAGUUUACCAUUGGCAGUUGUUCAAUUGACUUAUCGAGAAAUUCACCAAUCUUCAAUUUGUGAAACUCCAAAGCAGAACCUAUUACUGCUUGCUGCCUUGUGUUCUUCAUCAGUGAAAGCCACCCAGGAUGCCACACAACUUGACUGUAAGAUGGACUCACUUCACUGGAUUCUCAACAGUAAUCUUCACCUGCAGCUUCUACACAUGAUACUCAUAUUUUGGACAACUCUCUUGUAUGCUUUAUUAUGAAGUUCAAUUCUUUGCAUGAGGUAAUCUUCAGUCAGAGAUAGAUGGCAUACAGUUCACAAUAGAUGUCAGGUUUAUUUAAUUAUAUUUUCACGAAUGGUAUCAAGUUGUUCCCCAGCUGCCCUUUGAAGGCAAAGCAGAUCUCACAACCCAAGUAAUCCAACAUGAACAUAAAUUAGCAAUUCAACAGGCAACACCACAAUGUUUGCUGUGUUCAGGUGUGCCUCUAGAAGCCAUCUCCAACCUUUUAACCAGUUUGAUCAGUCGUCAGCAGCUCUCUCCUUGAGAAAUGAUCUGGCUACUGCAACCCUACCCUGAAUCACUAUAUAUUCAGUCAUGCUGCUUCUGCCCCCCGCCUAGCUAAUUUGCUCAUUGCUGUUAUAAUAAACUUUUCCUUUGCCUCAUUCAUAUUUA
This is a messenger RNA of Mastomys coucha (southern multimammate mouse), 1899 nucleotides long. It is a transcript of the gene Gimap4, whose product is annotated as GTPase, IMAP family member 4. Gene Ontology annotation, molecular function: GTP binding. The transcript is spliced from 3 exons. Bases 125 to 1111 code for a protein of 328 amino acids. Lineage: Eukaryota; Metazoa; Chordata; Mammalia; Rodentia; Muridae. The record is from RefSeq and is a predicted model, not a curated record.